AAAGAGCCAAAGGGCUUUUUCUUCCAAUUCGUGAUCGGUGGCGAUCGUUUUCUCCAUGGAAAAUCUCAGUUUUCACGAUGGUAACAUCUUCAAUCUCCUCCACACAAGGUCCCAGGACCCAAGUCAUGAGGUUGAUCAAAGAAUGCAAUUACACUCUUCCUUGGUUCGGAGACUUUCUCAGGAGCAAGAAUUGGAGGGACAUCAAGGCUGUGUUAAUUCUCUAGCUUGGAACUCUAAUGGUUCACUGUUGAUAUCUGGAUCAGAUGAUUUAAGGAUCAAUAUUUGGAAUUACUCCAGUAGGACGCUUUUGCAUUCUAUAGAUACAGGGCAUACUGCCAACAUAUUCUGUACAAAGUUUGUUCCUGAAACUUCUGACGAGCUUGUGGUAUCUGGUGCUGGAGAUGCUGAGGUUAGGCUAUUCAAUCUAUCCCACUUAAGCGGUAGAGCAGAAGAUGACAAUGCGAUUGCUCCAUCAGCAUUGUACCAAUGUCACACACGAAGAGUGAAAAAACUAGCUGUCGAACCUGGUAACCCUAAUGUUGUAUGGAGUGCUAGUGAAGAUGGGACUUUAAGGCAGCAUGAUUUCCGAGAAUCUACCUCUUGUCCUCCUGCUGGAACUGCUCACCAAGAAUGCCGCAGUGUUCUGCUUGAUCUGCGCAGUGGUGCCAAAAGAGCACUAGCUGAUCCUCCUAAGCAAAUUCUCUCCCUGAAGUCUUGUGAUAUAAGUGCCACAAGACCACACCUACUUCUUGUUGGGGGAAGUGAUGCAUUUGCUCGUUUGUACGAUAGAAGGAUGCUACCACCAUUGACAUCAAGUCGGAAAAGGAUGCCUCCACCUCCAUGUGUCAAUUACUUCUGUCCCAUGCAUCUUUCUGACCGCGGGCGAACAAAUUUGCACCUAACACAUGUUACUUUCAGUCCUAAUGGUGAAGAAGUUUUGCUCAGUUACAGCGGGGAGCAUGUCUACCUGAUGAAUGUAAAUAAUGGCACUGGAAUCAUGCAAUACACACCAGGAGAUGUAGAUAACUUGUUUUCUUUCAGUAACAACCUCCACGAUGUAGAAUCUCCACCUCAGGUUUCCACCACUCCUCAAAACGGCUUUCACAGAAAUUGCAAUGCUGCAACGGUUAAGAAGUGUACCGAAUUGGUAGAAAUUGCUAAAAGGUCUUUAGAAGAGGGUACAGAUGUUUUCUAUGCAAUUGAGGCAGCUAAUGAAGUUCUGGAUGCUCAUUCUAAUGAUAUUGAGUCCGCGCUAAGGCAUGAAUGCCUUUGUACUCGUGCCGCUUUGUUGCUCAAGAGGAAGUGGAAGAAUGAUGCUCAUAUGGCCGUAAGAGAUUGCCGUAAUGCUCGGAAAAUUGAUGCUUCAUCUUUUAAAGCUCAUUACUACAUGUCUGAAGCGCUGCAGCAAUUAGGAAGAUGUAAAGAAGCUCUAGAUUUUGCGAAUGCUGCACAACAUUUGAACCCAUCAGAUGCCGAUAUAGUGGCAAAGGUGGAGAGCAUUAAAAGGGAUCUUCAAGCAGCUGGAUCUGACAAAAACGAAGAGACAGGAGCUGGAACUACUAGAGUACUUUCUUUAAGCGACAUACUAUAUAGAUCAGAGGCCAACAGUGACAGUUCACAUGAUAUGUCAAGAUCCGAAAGAGAAGAUUCUGAUUAUGACGAGGAAUUGGAGUUGGAUAUUCAAACUUCCUUGUCUGAUGAUGAAGGACGAGAUCCAGAGUCGAAUGCUAUGCGUGGCAGUCUCAACCUACGAAUUCAUAGAGUAGGUGAUGAUGAUAAACCGAUGGAAAAUACAGUUGAUAAUGCCUCCUCAGGAACUGCAUCGUCAUCUCAAAAUGAUAGAACGUCUUAUCAGCCAGAGGGAGCCAUUGAUAUGAAACGUAGAUAUGUUGGCCACUGUAACGUAGGAACUGAUAUCAAGCAGGCCAGUUUUCUUGGUCAGAGAGGUGAAUAUAUUGCAAGUGGAAGCGAUGACGGCCGGUGGUUUAUAUGGGAGAAACAGACGGGAAGGCUUAUGAAAGUGCUUGUUGGCGAUGAAGCAGUUUUGAACUGCAUUCAAUGCCAUCCGUUUGAUAGUGUUGUAGCAACGAGUGGAAUUGAUAACACAAUAAAGAUAUGGGGCCCAACCGCAUCAGUCCCAUCGAUUGUAGCUGGAGGAUCAGCUGGACCUGCAAACGCCAAUGUAGUGGAAGUAAUGGAGAGUAAUCAACAGAAGCUAAGCCGAAAUCGAGAGAAUCCUCUAUCUGUGGAGCUUAUGCAAAGGUUUAGGAUGCAAGAGUUUGCAGAAGGAAACUUUCACCCAUUUGAAUGUACUCAGAGCUAAAGCAGGUGGAGGAAACUGUAUAGGUAAAAUAAGUUUGCUUUGUGAAGGUGAUGGUGGAAUAACAAUGGCUUUGAAAAUGAAUAAUGAACAAUAAGGUUUGAU
Molecule: messenger RNA, 2425 nt
Organism: Arabidopsis arenosa
Lineage: Eukaryota; Viridiplantae; Streptophyta; Magnoliopsida; Brassicales; Brassicaceae
Source: the annotation of a GenBank genome assembly